AUGGAGGUGCAGCCGGGUCUGGAUCCAGAAUGGUAUCUGUAUGAAGAGGAAGAGGAAGAGGAAGAGGAAGGGGAUUACGAGGGCGAGUUUGCACCUGCUGAGGAGGACGAGGAAUACUACGAUGGCGAACUUGUAGAAGAGGAAGGCUAUGACGACGAAUCUCAGGAGGUUGGAGAAGAGUCGACUACCAGCGACGUCAGAGAAGGAUCAGUCGAAGAACUGACGACGGAGUUGGGUGUGGAUUUGACCAAGCACAACAGUGUGCCACGGCAAGAGCCUGGUACGUCUCUGAGCACGGAAGAGUUGAAAUUGCGGUGUAAACAACGAACGGGUACCUUGUUUUUCAUGGCCCUGAGGAUCAUCCGAGGCGGAAUCGUUCACGAAGCUCGUCACGACCUGGAGUCGUUCUACUGGCUUCUCCUUUGGAUCGUCCUGCGGCAUACCAGGCACAAUCACCCUAAAGGUGCCAGGGCGUGUGAAGCAGUCUUUGACGGGGAUGAUGACGACACCUGCAUCAGUAAGAAGAACUCAUGGCUCAAUUCGCUCGACCCACACAUCGGUCCGCGGCUUGUUGUCAUCGGUAACAUGCCGCUGACCACCCUUCUCGAGGACUUCCGCGUGCUGUGCCUUCGCACUAUGAGCCCUUUCAUCGAGACGGAGCCGCUGACGUACGAGAAGGUUCUGGAUAUCUUCAACGACGCGCUCAAGAAGGAAUGGCCAUCGGACGAUAGGGCGAGACCGUUCGUCCUACCCAACGACGACGAUAAAGUUCCGCGUCCCGAGGGCUCGGAGCGUCUGAAGAGCGAUGUCAAUAGCAGCAGGAUUCAGUCAUCGGGUCAGCGGAGUGGGCAAUCGGUGCCUCCUCCUCAAGCCGGGCCUAGUGGCCAAUCUCACCAGGCAGGUUCACGGACGCGACAACAAGCGGCGGCGCAAGCAGGCGGAAGUGGAGCGCGCGCAGCGAGCGGCAGUCGCGCUGGCAAGCGAUCUUUCGAACGUCGCGACACGUCCGAAGUCGAGCCCGAUCGAUCGAAGCGGACGAGGACAGCCAGCGACCACGUCCAAGGCCGUUCUGCUCCGGCCAGAAGGAGACGUUCCACGCGGCGAUGAAGGGACACUGGUUGUCUCGGCGACGAUGCAUGACCCUUCAUGCGUACGUUUGAUUGCGCUGGUCCACGGGCCGUUUUUCACGAUUGCUCAGUAUCCGUCACUCAAAUAUCCGCUCGCGGUAGAUGUGGAGGUAGACGUUGUGCUUUGCUAUUGCAUGGACUGGUAAACUAGGAUGGAUCGUUUGCUAUCACUGUAUCAUUGACUGCGAUUGUGUGAUACAUCUCGAUCUCUCGCUGAGUCUGAAGACGUUAGGUAGCUGAGGAUUACCGUAGCACUCGUGAUGUACUAGUAACUACAGUCCAAAUCGCGAGGUCACUGGCGGUG
This is a messenger RNA of Fomitopsis serialis, 1431 nucleotides long. RefSeq lists its product as uncharacterized. The transcript is spliced from 3 exons. NCBI's taxonomy places the organism in Eukaryota, Fungi, Basidiomycota, Agaricomycetes, Polyporales, Fomitopsidaceae. The coding region runs from base 1 to 1107 and encodes 368 amino acids. The record is from RefSeq and is a predicted model, not a curated record.